This is a messenger RNA of Alnus glutinosa, 1164 nucleotides long. Its product is annotated as cytochrome c oxidase assembly protein COX11, mitochondrial. The transcript has 8 exons. The coding region runs from base 213 to 1061 and encodes 282 amino acids. NCBI's taxonomy places the organism in Eukaryota, Viridiplantae, Streptophyta, Magnoliopsida, Fagales, Betulaceae. Gene Ontology annotation, molecular function: copper ion binding. Gene Ontology annotation, cellular component: mitochondrial inner membrane. The record is from RefSeq and is a predicted model, not a curated record.
UUUUUUUUUUCUCUAUCUCUCUCUCUGUACUCGAUUCUCACACAAGCCCACACCAUAACCUUCGAUUCCACCACCAGCACUCGCCACCGCCGGCCACCUGAACUCUCAUCUGGCGACCAAAUCCCGGCGAACUCACGGGAGCUAGGACGCAACAGCCCCUUUAGGCUAGGCAUCUAUCGAAGAAAUACGAUGCCAGUGGAUGUCCUGUGAAUAUGUCGUUUUCAAGACUUUGUAGAAGAACCUUCCCUUACCUCAAGAAUUUACAGUAUACUUAUCUUGAAUCUAGGUGCACACCUAAUGUUUUAGGGUGGUCGAGUUACAAUUUCAUCCAAGCUAAUACAGGAUAUCGGAGGGGUUUCAAUUAUGAUAUAUGGAGUUUGAAGUUGAGAUGUGAAUUUAGUACAAGGCCAUUUGACAAGUGUAGCCAGUUUUCACCUUUUGGUUCUGGGUAUAUUGGGAAGUCUUGUUCAAACAAUAUACGACGCCACUAUGCUUCUCAAGCUUCCAGGGAACAGAAAUCAAGGAAGAUGCUUUUAUACCUUACAGCUUUGGUUUUUGCAAUGGUCGGAAGUAGUUAUGCUGCUGUUCCUCUGUACAGAAGGUUCUGCCAGGCUACUGGGUAUGGAGGCACUAUUCAGCGCCGUGAGAGUGUUGAAGAAAAGAUAUCUCGGCAUGCUAAAGAUGGAACUGUUGCCACAAGGGAGAUUGUGGUGCAGUUCAAUGCUGAUGUGGCUGAUGGAAUGCCAUGGAAGUUUGUUCCCACACAAAGAGAGGUAAGGGUCAAACCUGGAGAAAGUGCCCUUGCAUUUUACACUGCUGAAAAUCGAAGUUCAACUCCAAUAACCGGUGUGUCUACCUAUAAUGUCACCCCCAUGAAGGCUGGAGUCUACUUCAAUAAGAUACAAUGCUUUUGCUUUGAGGAGCAGCGUCUUCUUCCUGGAGAGCAGAUUGACAUGCCUGUAUUCUUUUAUAUUGAUCCCGAGUUUGAAGAAGAUCCCAGAAUGGAUGGUAUCAAUAACUUAAUUCUAUCCUAUACAUUUUUCAAGGUUUCUGAGGAAUAAAAUGGAAACUGCUACCUGAGAUCAUCCAUGGGAGGAGCUGACUUUUUGUAUUAAAUGAAGAAGAGGGAAAACAAGUGAAAUAAAUUUCAAUUUUUUUUUUUAA